Molecule: messenger RNA, 2861 nt
Organism: Sycon ciliatum
Lineage: Eukaryota; Metazoa; Porifera; Calcarea; Leucosolenida; Sycettidae
Product: cell adhesion molecule Dscam1-like
Exons: 12
Coding region: 131-2326 (731 amino acids)
Biological process (GO): cell-cell adhesion
Molecular function (GO): protein binding
Source: RefSeq, a predicted model, not a curated record
GCAAGUCACUCAGUUCCGUUUCUCUGUAAUUCCGGCUAGCUGUCAUCUCGACCCUAGCUCAAACUAUAUACGCGGACUAUGCAACAACGGCCGCCAGCUGAAGGAGGAGGUUGUCACCCGCAUAUUGAUAAUGCCAACAUCUGAGCAGUCAACUCCCUGUCUAGAGGAUACGAACGGGAUUAUGUUGUACACAACAUUAAUCAAAGGUCAACAUUUUGCCCAACAUAUCUUCUCAGUGUUGAUCUUGCUGGGAAUGAUAUUGGCAGUGCAGAGCCAGCAUGAAAACUGUAAAAAUGGAUAUGUUGGGUUUAGAAAAGAACCGAUUGGGUAUAUUAACUAUCAAGGACCAAGAGAUUUUUACAUUGUGCCUGACACGUCAUCGGCAAGUCUUCCUACUUUGACGUGUUUGAUCAUAUGUGGCACAAUUCAUUCAAUUGGGCCCAUUGACCCACCCCUGUCGACAGCUUUCUGGUACUUCAACAACGCACCUGUUCAAGACAAUCCAUUGUUCAGGAUUGAACGCCAUUAUCACGACGAGCGGCAGUCAUCAGUAGAAAAGGAUAUAACAUACACCAGAAAGCUCCACUGGCCAACAACUAUCACUCAGUCAAUGAUAGGAACGUAUGAAUGCAGCUUUCGGCAGGGAGAAAAACUGUAUCAGAGGAACACUCUAACUUUACACGUUGCCGAAAAACCAUACAUUGCCUUCAUCAGUGGAUCCAUGACUAUCGUGUCCACAUCAUGGCAGGUGGGAUUAAUUGCCUUGGUGUGCAGAGCAAACGGCACGGGACCAUUGAAUAUGACGUGGACUAAGAAUGGAAGAAUACUACCAGCAUAUAAUGGUGCAAAUGGUUGGACACGCAAGCUAGGUGAUUACCUAACUGUGGACGACUCAGCGAUAUAUACUUGUACAGUAUCAACACCCUUUGGAACUGCUUCAAAACAACUGAACAUCCUAGUACAAGAUAUUCCCAGGUUUCUUAUUGCCCCUAGACCGGCACGCAUCGUCCAGUAUUCACUAAGAGCAACUUCGGUCACUCUUAAUCUUCAAUCACCAUCAUACAAAGGAAAUCUACCCGUCAAAACUUACAAAGUCAUUUGUAAACCAGAUACAGAGUACAGAUCUUAUGUGAAGGACACUGUUCAAAGUGUUCCACUCAAUACUGUCACAAUUUUUGGACUCCAACCAGCCACCAAGUAUACCUGCUGGUAUCAUGCAGAAAAUGCAGCUGGUCCAAGUGGUCCAAGUCCUAGACUAAGACUGGAGACUCCCGAAUCACGGUCUGCGGCGCCCCAAGGCCUCACUGCUGUCUCAACAUCACCAGGUCAUGCAACGAUAGGGUUCAAGCCAAUGCCACCUGCUCUUUCCCAUGGUACUAUAAUUGGCUAUGAGGUUAGUUACGAUGCAAUUGGGUGUAUCAAAGUAGAAGAUUGUCAAUGUCAACUCUACAACUGUUCUCUGCACGGAUCUAUUCGAGUUCAUGAAAGUUGGGUCAGCAACUCGAUUUCACUAUCUGGCUUGCGACAUUUUACACGAUACCAGAUUACUGCUGCAGCCAUUAAUGGAGUGGGUCUUGGUGUUAAAGCAAGGAGGCGGCUCAUAACUCAGAAGCUAGCCCCAGGACCAGUAAGGAAUUUGACAGCCAUACCCAUAUCAAGCUCUGUACUACAGGCAAGAUGGCAAGCACCAGAAACAACUUACGGUGGUAGUCUAUACUACGUAAUUCAGUAUAGUGUUCUCAGAGGAGAUACUGAGGAGAGAGUGAGCAACGAUAUCAACAUUGCAAUGCCACUCUACACCAUAACUGGACUAAAGGAGAGGAGAAGUGUUUUGAUCACGGUGUUUGCUGUCAACUCGGUCGGUCCUGGAUAUCGUGUCACUUUAGGCACUACAACAGCUGCAGUCAGAGUACAACCUGAUGUCACUGAUAAACCAACUUAUCAACCAAUACCUCCUGCUUUCUGCAAGUUACCCAGUGAAGUAGGGUGGGCUGUGUCUGUUGCAAGUACAUUCACCCCAGAAAUUAUCAAUCUGAUGAAACUGAAUUUCUCAGCAAACACAUCACUUAAUGUCACAUGCAGAGAAGGCCUGUAUGUUUCUGGUAACUGGUCACAACGCCAUCAACUGAUCACAUGCCAGAAAAGUGGAAUGUGGACCAAGGAAAUCUCCGCUUGCUCAGCACCAGUUAGUACUGCUGUUGCCCACGGUUAUAGUAAAUGCAGCUCCGACAUUUCAGUUGCAGUAUCUAUCAUAAGAGGUAUUUUCUUCGCUGCCAGUGUUGCCCUGAACCUCAUCUUCUUUUUCAAGGUCUACAAUAAGAAAUGAUUGUCCUGGCUCAUAUUUCUUCAAAAAAAGAAAUACAAUUCCUCUCUGAAGACAAGCACAGACUCAUCUCUAGGUGCAGACAAUGGAACAAGCUUAUCCGUUGCCAUUCCGAGAAAACCCCGAAAAAAAUCUGCCCCAUUCCUAUUGUGCUAUUGCCAAAGCCAUACCUCCCCCCCCCCCCCCACACACACACAUACACGCUACGCCAUUUCAGACAGCGUCUCAAUAUUAAAUUGUAGAAACUCAACCAAAAAUCCGAUGACAGGAUGCCUCUGAAUGCCUUACUUCGUUAAUUAAGACUAGUUGUAGUUUGGCUUUGGCUGACAUUCAUUGUCAGACACCCCUUUCCCAACUACCACCACUACUCACACAAAAAUCCACCCCUAAUAGUUAUCAAUCUGUAUGUACAUCUGUAUGUCCGUACUGCGGACAAAGGAGUGUAUUUACAAAUUCGACUUUUCAGGGAUUUUACGACCAGCCUGCCCCCUUAAAUCUUUGACUAUGGCAAACUUAUACAUGUAUCUUUGAUCGGUAU